AUGUCGUUGAGAGAGGUUGCUUUACCUGCGAAGGGUGUGGCGGAUCGACGCCCGUCGGGGCCAGCUCGGGCGACUGAGCUGAUCCCGGUGGCGGCCCCAUCCGGCCCCCCACUUAUGACGAACCGGCUUACGACAACUGACCACGACAGGAAUGACUCUUCGGAUUCUGAUGUGCUCUCUCGUGAUCGAGUGUUCAUCCUUAUGAACAAACUCGCUCACGGGGAUUCCUACCCGGGUCGAAAGGACGACGAGGCGACUAUACUCGCCUUCUGUAACAUUCGGAAGGGUGCCACUCUGCCGUACACGAGGCAGCAAGUGUCGGGUGUGCCACCGAGAGCCCCGCCGGUUGAAUCGCGCGAGUCUGCGGUCCCGGCGGUGGCGGCCUCGGCGGGAGUUGCGCCGCUGGCCUCGACCACUGAAGAGGUCGAUGUGCCCCCGGCUGCACCCCUGGUCCCCAAGACACGAGAAGAGCCCGUGGCUACGCUAGCUGCGGCCGCCGAGAUGCAGGAUAUCGACCUGCCUGACGCAAAUUUGGCUGAGGCCAUUGCCGAGUCAGAGCGCCGUGACACUGACUCUGACGCUGCCCGUGCGCCCAGAAAGCGCCGGGCUAUGACGCAUGACGACUCCGACACUCCCUCUCAGACGUCCGACACAGCGAGGCCGCGGAAGAAGGCCUCGAGGGCUUCCCGCCCUUCCACCACGGAGUCUGGGACGACUAUCGCGGGCUCCUCCGCGAGCGCCGCCUCGCCGAGACCGACGAAGACGCGGCGGCCCACUCGUCCACCUGCCACCUCCCGGCAGCCGGAUGAGGAUGGUUUUGUCGCCCCUCCCAGGCGGCGCACUGCCAGGGCUGCUGCGCUGCAGCAACCGACGCCUCUGCCGACCGCCAACGCGUUCGCGGGGGCCAGUGUGGACGCGACUGAAGAUGGUGCCUCGCCUCCUGUGUCGGCCCAAAAGAAGCCCCCGCCCAUCGUCAUCCAAUGGGCGGGAGGGUACAAGGAGUUCCAGCAAAAACUAGACAGGGCGGCCACGUCCGCCACUGUCAAGACUGCUGGCCGUGACCUCUACAAGGUCACGGUGUCCUCCAACGAGGAGUACCGCGCGGUGAUGGACACCAUCUCCAGAGAUGGCCUCCCGGGCCGAAACCACCGGAGCGGAGGGGCUGCUCCCUCUCGUAAGGUGCACCCAUCCACCAGCUUUGCUGCCGCCACCAAGGGCGGACCAUCAACCGCCACCGCCCGACGUUCGGAACUGGCGGCGGGCGAGACGAGGCAACCGGCCGCGCCGUCCCCGGCUUCGCCCGGGGGGGAGGCCAACCCAACACCCACGCAGAGCGCGCGUGUUGCCGCCCCGCGCAGGCGUCGCCGGCGCGCGGGCCGGGCCACCCAUGCCGCUGCACGCCGGACUGCCGAUGACACACUGCCGCAACAGACGACAGCACCUCGUGCUACGCCGCAACCGGCUGCCGACACUCCGCGGCAGUCGUCUACUACGGAGUUGCCGCAACCGGCCUCCCCAGUGGCGGAGGCCGCCCCAGCGGCCAACGCCGCCCCCUCGGCCACCGAUGCAGCCGAGCUCCUGUUCAUCCUUAUGAACAAACUCGCUCACGGGGAUUCCUACCCGGGUCGAAAGGACGACGAGGCGACUAUACUCGCCUUCUGUAACAUUCGGAAGGGUGCCACUCUGCCGUACACGAGGCAGCAAGUGUCGGGUGUGCCACCGAGAGCCCCGCCGGUUGAAUCGCGCGAGUCUGCGGUCCCGGCGGUGGCGGCCUCGGCGGGAGUUGCGCCGCUGGCCUCGACCACUGAAGAGGUCGAUGUGCCCCCGGCUGCACCCCUGGUCCCCAAGACACGAGAAGAGCCCGUGGCUACGCUAGCUGCGGCCGCCGAGAUGCAGGAUAUCGACCUGCCUGACGCAAAUUUGGCUGAGGCCAUUGCCGAGUCAGAGCGCCGUGACACUGACUCUGACGCUGCCCGUGCGCCCAGAAAGCGCCGGGCUAUGACGCAUGACGACUCCGACACUCCCUCUCAGACGUCCGACACAGCGAGGCCGCGGAAGAAGGCCUCGAGGGCUUCCCGCCCUUCCACCACGGAGUCUGGGACGACUAUCGCGGGCUCCUCCGCGAGCGCCGCCUCGCCGAGACCGACGAAGACGCGGCGGCCCACUCGUCCACCUGCCACCUCCCGGCAGCCGGAUGAGGAUGGUUUUGUCGCCCCUCCCAGGCGGCGCACUGCCAGGGCUGCUGCGCUGCAGCAACCGACGCCGCUGCCGACCGCCAACGCGUUCGCGGGGGCCAGUGUGGACGCGACUGAAGAUGGUGCCUCGCCUCCUGUGUCGGCCCAAAAGAAGCCCCCGCCCAUCGUCAUCCAAUGGGCGGGAGGGUACAAGGAGUUCCAGCAAAAACUAGACAGGGCGGCCACGUCCGCCACUGUCAAGACUGCUGGCCGUGACCUCUACAAGGUCACGGUGUCCUCCAACGAGGAGUACCGCGCGGUGAUGGACACCAUCUCCAGAGAUGGCCUCCCGGGCCGAAACCACCGGAGCGGAGGGGCUGCUCCCUCUCGUAAGGUGCACCCAUCCACCAGCUUUGCUGCCGCCACCAAGGGCGGACCAUCAACCGCCACCGCCCGACGUUCGGAACUGGCGGCGGGCGAGACGAGGCAACCGGCCGCGCCGUCCCCGGCUUCGCCCGGGGGGGAGGCCAACCCAACACCCACGCAGAGCGCGCGUGUUGCCGCCCCGCGCAGGCGUCGCCGGCGCGCGGGCCGGGCCACCCAUGCCGCUGCACGCCGGACUGCCGAUGACACACUGCCGCAACAGACGACAGCACCUCGUGCUACGCCGCAACCGGCUGCCGACACUCCGCGGCAGUCGUCUACUACGGAGUUGCCGCAACCGGCCUCCCCAGUGGCGGAGGCCGCCCCAGCGGCCAACGCCGCCCCCUCGGCCACCGAUGCAGCCGAGCUCCUGCCCGCCAUAACUACUACGGAGUUCCCUCCCCUGAGCGUCAUUACAUCACACCCUUCUGUUCCCGAUUGCGAUCUCCAGAAUAAGAAGCGACCGUUGGAAACGACCGAUGACGGCUCGGACGGCGAGUCCGCCCGUAAUUCGCCUUCCACCCGCAAGCAGAAGCAGUGUAAUGCGGAUGUGCUCGAGGAAACAAACAGUACAUGUAUUGACGUGACGACAGCCGCUGAGGCAACCCGGCCGCUGUCGGCGGCUGAACAGGUACAAACGGUCCACGGAGGGGACGCAGUAACGAUUGUCGCGGAGACGGAAGAGGCGCACUCCGAAGCACAAGAGGUGACGGAGCGGAACCCAACUCAAGAACUUACAGACCCACAAACCGCCGACUCAGUCAGUGCUCUGGAGCUAGUGACGGAAGAACAAGGAAAUGGCACUCGUAAAAAGGACGCUGUUGAGGCAGCUUCGGUCACAACGGUGGUAAAGAUAGACAAUCCGAAUGACGGCGCGUUGAACCAAGAUGUCCGAAGACGCCGACUCAAACCGCUACCUACUCUCAAAGCUUCCCGUAACCAAAGCAAACAACAACCAGCACAAGAGGAAGCGACGGCCAAGAACGUCUUGUAUGAAAUCAUCACGGAAAGACCUAAGGAGGUACCUUCAAGUGACAUUAGUGAUGCAAAGCCCCUCGUGCCCGCCAUAACUACUACGGAGUUCCCUCCCCUGAGCGUCAUUACAUCACACCCUUCUGUUCCCGAUUGCGAUCUCCAGACUAAGAAGCGACCGUUGGAAACGACCGAUGACGGCUCGGACGGCGAGUCCGCCCGUAAUUCGCCUUCCACCCGCAAGCAGAAGCAGUGUAAUGCGGAUGUGCUCGAGGAAACAAACAGUACAUGUAUUGACGUGACGACAGCCGCUGAGGCAACCCGGCCGCUGUCGGCGGCUGAACAGGUACAAACGGUCCACGGAGGGGACGCCGUAACGAUUGUCGCGGAGACGGAAGAGGCGCACUCCGAAGCACAAGAGGUGACGGAGCGGAACCCAACUCAAGAACUUACAGACCCACAAACCGCCGACUCAGUCAGUGCUCUGGAGCAAGUGACGGAAGAACAAGGAAAUGGCACUCGUAAAAAGGACGCUGUUGAGGCAGCUUCGGUCACAACGGUGGUAAAGAUAGACAAUCCGAAUGACGGCGCGUUGAACCAAGAUGUCCGAAGACGCCGACUCAAACCGCAACCUACUCUCAAAGCUUCCCGUAACCAAAGCAAACAACAACCAGCACAAGAGGAAGCGACGGCCAAGAACGUCUUGUAUGAAAUCAUCACGGAAAGACCUAAGGAGGUACCUUCAAGUGACAUUAGUGAUGCAAAGCCCCUCGGUAAAACUAAAACCCGAGAUGUUCGGAAUCCUGCACCAAAAUGA
Schistocerca gregaria is the source of this 4386-nucleotide messenger RNA. RefSeq lists its product as uncharacterized. Lineage: Eukaryota; Metazoa; Arthropoda; Insecta; Orthoptera; Acrididae. The transcript is spliced from 6 exons. The record is from RefSeq and is a predicted model, not a curated record. Bases 1 to 4386 code for a protein of 1461 amino acids.